AUGACUGCAUCCCGUGCAGAGUCUCAAAGUCAACCUCAUGGUCGCAGGAGGUCAAACACCGCUCAGUCCAUAUUGAGGCAACUGCCACCACCCCCUUUGGAACUGGGGGAUUCAAAAGUCUUGAAUCUAUGGGUCCAUGAUAUCAAAGAGUCGCCUACAGUCAUACUGAACCAAUCAUGGUGGCCUGGUGUCGCAGAAGGCGACAUGCUGCAUGUGAAGACCACCAAUUCAGGCGACAAAUCUUCAGGAUUCUUAUUUAGUGUUCCAAAGGACGAAGGUUGCUCAAAACCUACAUUGCAGAUCUCUCUCCCAAAGAAUGUCGCCGCUAAAUUUGGCAUGAAAAAUAAUGGUGAGGUCACAAUAACUAAAGUCGAUAAAGAGAAAUAUUCCGCUGAUUACGUCGAGUUCACAUUCCAGGACCAAUACCUUGGCCGUAAUGAGAUGUGGAGGCUCAGUGAACAUCUGGUUGGGCAAUGCGUAUUUGUGGAUCAGGAAAUAUCAUUCAUCGGAGUCAUUGCUGCCAAAGUCAAAAACAUAUACGCAAAGGGACAGAAGUUGUCAGCUGGCUAUGUCACGUCGCAUACUAAAGCCAUCUACCGGUCUCUCUCUGCGAAGGUAACCAUUUUCAUCCAAGUUUGUAGAGAACUCUGGGAAUUUGCAGGCGAUGGUGAGCGCUAUAACGAAAAAAUCGUUCACUCCUUCCUUCCUUCUCUCUUCGCUAAAUGGAGGGAAGCUGGAACCAACCAUACAGUCACUAUUGUCCUAAUAUCCAGAGUUUAUUACGAAGCCACGGAGAUCGAUUACGCAGCGGGGCCUUUGCGUCGUGAUGAAGAUGGGAAAUGGUAUAAAGACUUCUACAAAGUCAUUACAGACUUGGAGAUCAUCCAUGACUGGAAACCAACCCUUGUGGGCCUUAAAGACUCUUUUUGGGACUUCCAAAGAGACAUUCUGCUGACACAUCACUACCACCGCUCCUCAGUUGAAUCAGCUAUUGGCCCACCAGAGCAGGUACGAUUAGUUGGGCACUUGUCGUACGCCCAUGACGGUCCCAUUUUGGAGGCGCUAAACCUUGGUUUAAACCCCAACGAGACACAUUAUAUCGAUCGCUCGCUGUCCCUCACAGGCGCAUCCACGAUUCUAAUCACUCCGGGUACAGGUUAUUACCGGGUACCUAAGGAGUUACUCAGACUUACGACGACACGCAUGCUGGAUCAAGGGUUUGGCCUGGAUCUCGUUUCUUUGGCUAAACGUCCUCUCCAUCAAAGCCCUAUAUUCAGCUUCCAGGGUCUUGAGCCAGACAGAGAUGGAAAGAACGGUGCACGGGCAAACGACCCUCUUUGGGGCGGAGAUGAGGACCCGAAAGAGACUAUCCGGCGAGAGAAGAAGACGUUCUGGUGGGAACCAUUUUGGAUAACGGUGUCGUUUUGGGAUAGGCAAAUGGAUUUACCAUUCCGUGAAGAUAGGUUUGUGGCGAGAGCAAAGAUGCACGAAAUACAGAUGUUAGGGCUACUGGAGCACGACGUGCUUUCCUCUAUCGAAGUGCCAUUUCUUCCCGAGAAAAUUGAUCCGUAUGCUACUCCACCACGAGAUACGUAUGCGGACGACACUAUCCUCUCCAAAUAUGAUGCCGAUCAAGCUGACCUGGAAACAUUUACGCCUACGAGAAGGGAAUCAAGGCCUUCUAACAUAACUCGUACUUCUUACACAUCUUCUGGCAGCGGGACAAUGGUGACAGCCUCUUAUCGUUCAUCCAUUAUCAGCGAGAAACGUUAUGCUUCUCAUCGCAACUCUGUUGCUUCGCGCAUUGCACCUAUCGAAGAAAGUCCUCGGCGUAUCAUCAUGGAAUUACCUCCUGAGGGAGAUCACAGCGGUCUUAUCCCAUCUGUUACCGGAAUGAGCACAUCCCCGUCUCAGUCUUCCAUGAGAUCCGUUCGGUCAAACCGCUCGCUCGCACCUUCGGUAUCGACUACGACGUCUACCGAACGCCCCAAUUCCGAGGUAGGGAUAUCUCGUAUAUCCAAGUUGGCACCUUCUUGGCUAUUUUAUCCAUUUCGGAGCAGCUCCACUGAAUCUCAGGCGAAUUCCGCACCUUCUUCAGCGACUGGUUCUACUACUCCUACACAGACACCGUCUAUGCGCGUACCAAUUGCUUCAAAUCCAUCUGCUACCCCUUCCUCGUCCAUAUCCCGUUCUCCACAACCCAUGGCGAUCAUCCAUUCCUCGGGUCGAUCGACGCUUAGUAGGACAUAUGAAGACGAUAGCACUCUUCCCCAUCGGGGCUCUUUCCCAAGGCACUCACCGCUGAAUUCCCCUCCGCGCGAUGACGCCACUUUUGGUAGGCGUCGAAGCAUGAUUUUGAACUCCAUGACACUACCUUUCUCCUCUUCUUCACCCAUAUCCAGCUCACGAACGGACCCAUCCCGACCGGAAUCUACUGUCUCGUACACUCAGUCUUCUCUGGCACGUCGAUGGCAACACGUGUUUCCUACUCCUCUGUACAAACAUCAAGUGAAAUGGAAGUCAAUGGUCACCCCUGGGUGUCUUCCGCUUACUGUCGAACAUUUCCCAAGCGUGUCCGAACUCGAGUUUUCGUAUGACGUGUUUUCGUAUGACUUCGUAGUCGAUCCACCUGAGAUGCGCUCAUUUCUGGUCCAGUCACCCCAUACAGAGGGGACAUCGGAUGACAUCCGCCGUGCGUGGGCUCUAGUAGUCAUGCGAGGAAUGGUUGCAGUUCGGCUGGCUCAAGGGUUCCAAUUCGUUCUAAGGCCUCAAAAAAUAGCAGAAAUAGAAGAGAAAACAGCUAUUCGACGUACAAAAUCAUUUAUGGGUGAAGACGACGAAACGCCGAAACCCAGUGGGGCAGCAGAAAUUUUGCGCUCCACCCAUGAGCCUGUCUAUGUCAGCAUGAGUAACGAGAUUCAUCGGAUAUCCUACGCAGGUGAAGCGAUACAGGUUCGACGCCAACCAUAUGAGUAUCAGUGCCUCAUAUGGCCUAAACUUGGCAUUGGGUAUACCGAGUUGGCCACGAAAUUUACUUCUCAUGGCCUAGAAAACUAUGGGUGGAACAGAUUGGAUAUGCUGGUAGCUGGUUAUGAACAUCAAUUCAGCGAUUCCCUUCGGUACUGGCGGACGCGAUUCGUGGUGAUACCGACCGCUGAGCCUCCCUUAUCCAACACCGGUCCUUCAAAUGAAAAGCUGAACGAGGAAGAAAUUCGUCUGAUGGGUAUCGACAAGCUAGCCGAGAUAUUUUCCAAGCUACGUUGGCAACCUCCCGAGGAGCGUGGCAUGCAGAUGCCUCCAGUGCGCUUCUUGCCUACCACUUUCGGUCCCGCGAUUUCUGUUUUGGACGAUUCCCUUAUGUCUCAAUUAGACGAGAUACAUGCUACGGGUCCCCUGAAGAAAAAGAUGAAAAGUGAAAGGGAUAUUGCAGACAUGCCACUAGCAGCUAUCGCCAAAGCCAUGCGUGAAGACGAUAGUUGUCCUAUCAAACUCCAUAUAUGGCAUGGCUCGAAAUACCCCGACUCUUUCACAGGCUUCGAUUUUGUGUCUUGGUUGGUUCGCGAGUUUCGCGAUGUAUCUUCGAGAGAGCAGGGUGCUGAAUGGGGUACGAAGCUUUGGGAGCAAGGUCUAUUCACUCACUGCCGUGGGCUCCAUGGCUUCUUGGAUGGGCAUUAUUUUUAUUACCUCAAAGGCGAAUAUGCUGUAGCCAGCACUCCAAGAGGAUGGUUUACUGGUAGAUCACUGAGAUAUAACGGAGAUGAGUACAGUCAUCCCCGAAGUUACUAUCCAGCAAGCACAGCCAGGUUGCAUGGCGCUAGCCCCAAAAGGAAUAAGAAAAGGCUUAUACUGAGCCAAAGUAUGGUCAUAGACAUCGAUCCUGGUAAAAAAAGUGAUCAAGCCGAGCCAGUGAUAUUACAUCAUGACGUUAUUCAGAAUCCAGAAACAGUCUUCCAUUUCGAACUUCAGUGGAUUGGAACCACUGCCCGAUGCAUUGAAGACAUGCUUCGGCAAUGGAGUCGAACCAUUGAAAGAUAUGGGCUCAAGCUAGUAGAGGCGUAUGUAACCGAAAUCAGUGACAUUCGUGACCGCAAUGCUUUUCAGUCAUGUUUCCCCAUGCGUCCGAUCAUCCCACCUCCCGUCGUACCGGAUUUAGAAAAGCGAAUCCCGGAAGGCGCACAAGUCAAACACUAUUUUGAAUAUGCCAUUUUAAAACACCACGGAUUCAUCAUAGACAUCGAGGCGUCUGAUUUGUAUCCUGAACAAGUGGAUGUCGUGUACUCUUACCGCCGCGCCCCAUUCAAAUAUUCUCAGUUUGUCCAUCGGUCUGGUGUGGCGUUUGUGCAGGUUUUAGGCGGCUCUCAAGGUUUUCUGUUCUUGACGAAUCGGCUGAUGGGGCCUGGAAGGAUGGGAACGAAGAGCAAAGAUUACAGGCCCGCUGCGGCUGCUGAUGAUGUUAGGACCAGACUGCAGCAGUUUUGCCAAGAUCGAAUCGCCUUGAUGAAAUUCUACGACGAAGAACUCGAUAAACUCGCGCAUGCACCUGAGGAACCUCCACCACUGAGCAUAUAGGAACAACAGCUGGGUUAGAGGUUGAUGGAGGACUAUAUAAUGUAAUUGAAUGUGUAAAUCAUAGUGAAUGAGGAUACCGUGAUGUGGUGGUGCUCAAGGUGCCCAAAUUUA
This is a messenger RNA of Serpula lacrymans var. lacrymans S7.9, 4680 nucleotides long. RefSeq lists its product as uncharacterized. Gene Ontology annotation, biological process: positive regulation of autophagy; intracellular signal transduction; negative regulation of TORC1 signaling. The record is from RefSeq and is a predicted model, not a curated record. The transcript has 8 exons. Gene Ontology annotation, molecular function: GTPase activator activity. Bases 1 to 4569 code for a protein of 1522 amino acids. Lineage: Eukaryota; Fungi; Basidiomycota; Agaricomycetes; Boletales; Serpulaceae. Gene Ontology annotation, cellular component: GATOR1 complex.